CGGAGUGGGAGCCGGAGCCGGAGCCCGAGCGGCCGCGGCCCCUUUAAGGAGCCGCUCUGCGGUAACCCGAGCCCGCAGUCCGGGCGGGCGCGGCGGCCGCGGCGGUAGCUGUAGUCUCUGUGACUGCUUCUCCGAGCGGCCCGGGGCCCCGCGGCUCCCCUGGCUCCCGCCGAGCAUCUCGCGGGGCGACUCUGGCCGGCGCCAGCCCUUGGGCCGGGCCAGAUGACCAGGUUUCUGUAACCGCCCGCCGCCCUCCCCGGCCCCGUGCAGCCGCCGCCCGCGCGCGAGUCGCCCCGGGACCCGGCACAGAACAUUGGUCUGUUCAAGGAGAAGGCAAUCCUUUGGAUACAUGAGAAGGAGCUUGUGAAUCAUUGUAAAAGGCCAAGGUUGAAGAAAUAUGGACACCAACACCAAACUGGUCUUCAACAGUGUUAUUACCAGUUUUUUCACCUUUCAGCUUCUUUUCUACUUUAUAAGUUUCUGGUUUUCAGCAAAAGUUUCUCCAGGUUUUAAUAGUCUCAGCUAUGAGAAGAAGAUUGAAUGGAACUCAAGGGUAGGAUCUACAUGCCAUUCUUUGGUGGUUGGGCUUUUCGGCCUAUACAUUUUGUUUUUUGAUGAGGUUGCAAAGGCUGAUCCACUCUGGGGUGAUUCAUCGCUUGUGAAAGUGAAUAUCUCUAUUGCUACAGGCUACCUCAUUUCUGAUUUGUUGAUUCUCAUUUUGUAUUGGAAAGUGAUUGGUGACAAAUAUUUUAUAAUUCACCAUUGUGCAGCGCUGUAUGCAUACUACUUUGUACUGAGGGAUGGAGUCCUGGCAUACAUUGGGAAUUUUCGCCUGCUUGCAGAACUUUCCAGCCCUUUUGUGAAUCAGCGGUGGUUCUUUGAAGCUCUGAAGUAUCCUAAGUUUUCCAAGGCUAACGUCAUCAAUGGAAUACUCAUGACAGUGGUGUUCUUCAUCGUACGGAUUGUCCCAAUACCUCCUUUUUAUAGUUACAUAUAUUCCUUGUUAGGAACAGAAGCCUACAUAAGGCUUGGAUUUUUAAUCCAAUGUUCCUGGAUCUCUACUUGUGUUGUUUUGGAUGUGAUGAAUGUCAUGUGGAUGAUCAAAAUUACAAAGGGUUGCAUCAAAGUCAUCUCUCUCAUCAGACAAGAGAAAGCCAAAAGUAGUCUGCAGAAUGGAAAACUUGACUAAAAGUGGGCUACUGAUAAGCAAACUUCCUUACUACCCACAUUAUAUCUACUGAUAGGAUGAAUUCUUGGCAUGUUCUAGUACUUCUUAUUAAUUAUAUUUGUUAACGAGGGUUUCAGUGCUCUUUUUUUAAUCUUUAGAAAAGAGAAACUAAAACUUAGUUUUUAUUCCAAGAUUUCUUUUCUGAUUUUCUUCUGCAUUGUAAGCAUGGAUAAAAUCUUAAAGAUUUAAAUAAAAAAUUAUACAUAUAAUGGUGAAUCUUUUCAGAAAUCUGUUAACCUGCAUUGGUAUUUUUCUCUGUGAAAAGACAACUGUGCUUAUUGGGUGCACUUGGUUUUAUGUCAUCAAUUUUGCUGAAAGAUGGGAACUGCUUUUAUAUGUGUAAAUAGCUCUCAACCUUUUGUUGUACUGCACUCAUUUCCCACUGUGGCUGUCAAUACCCAUUUAGAGCUUAAUUUCUAAAUUGUUGAAAUGUUUUCUUCGGCUGUUAGAAAUGAUAUAUUUUUUGUUUAGAUAUGCUGUCGUUUAUGAGUGAUGAAAUAUUUUGCUUACUUUGGGAAUAUUAGUUCAAUCAUGGAAAUACUUCUUUAAUUUUUAAAUAUUUCAGAUGUCACUUUAUUAUUUCUAUUUUUAACAUUUUAUCAAAAUACUGCUUUUUAAAUUUGUAGUAAGUAUUAAGACAGAUCUUAACAGAGCUCCUUAAGGGACAAAUUCCUCUUUCUAAAAAUGCAUGUUAUGUAUGACUAUUUAGGCUAAUAGGAGGAAUCAUUAAGAAAAAAGCUUUAACACUGCUGUCUCUGUUUCCCUUGCACUUUUUCUGUGAAAAAUAUAUUAUUUCUACUUGUAAAACCUUCCCUAAGUUCAGAACCCAACAUCAUCAGUACCAAAGUGUUAUCCAAUGUAUAUUUGUCAUGCUCCUAACAUGACAUAGGCCUCUUCUUAAGGAGACAAAAACUCCAAAAAGUCAGUAUUCACAUUUUUACUCACAGUUUACAUCCAUGCUUGCUUAACCAACAUUUUGAGUGCUUUGAAUUUCUGUCUUUCCUAAAGGACAGGAAAAAAAUAGAUAAUUUAAUCCAACUAUUCUGAUCAUUAAUAUCCUUGUCUCAUGUGAUGAUCAAUGGCUGGUGACUCUGGUUUUUUGGUUUUGGGGUUUUUUUUGUGUGUGUGUGUUUGUAAGUAUAUGUUUGCUUUUUCUUUGAUUCUUACAACCCAAAUAUAGAAUCAUAUAUUAGCUAUUACUGCCUUUAUUUAUUUUUCUCAAGUACUUGAUUUUAAUGAUUGUUCUUACCUAAGAAAGAAAGAAAUUUAACCAGUGAUGGCUGCCUGAGUUUAAUUGAACCCAAACCAAAAGAUCUAAUCCACUCAGUUUCUCAGCUGACAGGAGAAUGAUUCACUUUCACUGUCCAUGUUAUGAUGGUGAAGGGAGGCUGGCUGAAUAGAUCAGACUUUGAUUUGAUUUGGCUGUCUAAUGCAGAGAGAGCCUGAUAAGUUUUAGAACAUUUAAAGAAGGUAAUUGAAAUCUCAGUCAAUAACUCAGUGAGAAAAUCAGACUGAUUGGUUUAUAGUAGGUACACUUAUUUUUGAAAGACUUAAUUAAAGUAAUGUAAAGUAUAGGUAUUUGUUUUUAAAGCUACUAAUAUUACAUUGAUAAUUUGUUACCAAAUUUAGUACCUUUGACAUCAUAGGCACUUAAGUGCAUAUUGGUUGUUUAGGGGGGUAGGAAAGCACAUGGUUUUAUCUUGCUCUUUUCUUGCUCUUUUGCAAGAAAACUGGAUUUUUAAAAGGAAAACAUUUAUAUUAGAAAACUAUUUUGGAAAUUCCUUUAAAAAGAAACAAAACUUGAAAUAAAUAUUUUUGACUCUUGGGAUAUUUCUAUAGUUUCUGAACACAGAUUUUAAACCCACCAUCAAAAUGAAGACAAUAUAAAGCAAUAUAUUGCAAUGUAUCGUAAUAUAAAGCUCACUCAUCAGUGAGUUUCCAUAUAGCAGUUUCAGUUUUUAUAGUUGCUAUUUCAUGCUUAAAACUUUAUUUUUACUUUCACUGAUAGCACUUUUCAUUAGUAUAGUUGCUCACAAAACAAGUGUUUAAAAUAUCAGUGUUUUGAACUAAAGUUCAUUAUCCCCUUAGUCAGCAAUUCUUAUUUUAUGCUGACUGCAUCACAGCUAAUUCAACGUCCACAUUCAAUAUCCAAAAGUAGAAGCUACAUAUUUCCUUGUACAACACGCAUGAAAUGGAAAAGACACUAUCAACUGCCAUACUACUUUAAGUCAUAUAUUUAUAGGAGCUAUACUUCACUGUUCUGUGAUUGUAUCCACCUACCUAAGAUACAAGGAGUUAAAGACAGAACAUGUCAUUUAUUAAACGAUGAAUUUUUCAUUUAUUAAAUGACAAACUUUUGCUAGACAUUUUACAUAUCAAGUAUUUUGACUACACAGAUUAAUUUAAAUGAUUCUAUUAGGCAUUCUGAAUUUAACAACUAUUAAAAUAUUUGUAGCAAAUAAAAGCAAAUUGGUAUAAAUUUUUAAGCAGCUCUAUUUUUAUAGAAAAAGAUUAGUGACAACCUAUAACUAUAAAGAUGUUCUUUGAAUGUGUAGUAGGCUAAAAAAUAACAAUUCUUACAAAAUUUUGAAAGUGAAUGAAAAUCAACUAAAUAGCAUGCAAGAUCAUGGAUUCUGCAUCUGAUAUUUUGUUUGGGAAAAUUUAAAAAUUAUGAGCUUGAAUUUGUAGAAUUUGCAUUCUUGUCUCUGAAAUCCUUCUAGUGAGUAUUGUUUGCAUUUAUUUAAAAUUCAAAAUGAAGUCAUAUAUGAGUGCAAAAAAAUUAACUCCUGCGUAAGUUGUGUCUUGAUACCUUACAGUAGGUUAAGACGCAAUUUUUAUUCCAGCUGUUUAGUUUUGUUGUUUCAUGGUUAGUGCUAUGUUUAGAGAAAUAAUAAUGUCUUCACCAUUCCCGAGGGUGACUGAUAUACCGUGGAUGUCCCAGUACGAUUGUAAAGGUCUGGUUUUAAAAACUGCCUCAUUUAUAGGUGUUUGAAUCAAAUUCUUUUCUAAGUUUUAAUCUGUUUGACUCAACUUUUUGUGGAGGUGUGAGUUUUUAGAUUGUACACUUUCUGUGAGGUGCGUUGGGUGUUUGGAGAACAGUUCUUCAUGGACGUGAAGGGCCAGUUUUAUGGUUGGUUACACCAUUUGUCAUCAUGCAUUAGAAACAGUCUUGUUGUGGAGAUAUCAAGGGGAAAGCGUUGUCAUACUCAUAUUUGUUCUCUUUCAUUUUUAAGGGAAAUAAACAUGUCCGGAAAGGCACUAUUAAAAUAAAUGUUUGAAUAAAUUUCACUUUCUAGGUUACUCUUAACUUCAAUAUGGAAAUAAACAUACAAAUUGGCUUUCAGUGGUUGAGUCUGUCACUUGAAAAUUGAGAAAUCCAUGUCAUUGUUGGCCUCAUCAGUUAUACUUCAUGGAGCACUAUGUGUUUGUGUGUCUUGGGUUCCAGAAGAAGCAAACUCCUACAAUUUUGUCAGAAAUGUGGCACAGUGUUUCCCCCUAGGUACUAUCCAGCACAGCAGCGAGACCCCUCCUGUGUCUAGAAACCUUGGGCACACACACAAACCACCCAGCCUUAACCACAGCUUGGUUGACCACAGGCACACUAAAGCUCCUGCAAGGGAUUUUUCACAAGAAGUACAUGGGGGUCUGUGUGAGAACAGUGAGAAGCCAGCAGCACCUGGAGUUGGAGACGCCACGACUGAUUUUCCCUUAAAAGGCAUGAUGCCCCCCACUCACCUACAAGUUUUUCUCUGAAUCCUUCCAGCCCUUCUAACUUGUCCUCCUAACACCCUUAAGAUUUUACCAGCACCUCCAUCCCUUGUGUCAGCACCUUUCAAGAUCUUCUUUUGAGGCUUCCCCAUACCCAUAAGCUUUCUGGUCCAUUGUGGCAAACUUCAGAGUUUUCAAGUAUGUUUUUCCAUUGGUGGGGGGGGGGGAGCACUGCAGUAAGUUUAAGUAGAGUUCAGCAAACCAUAAUUGCUAAGAGGCUAUCGGAAGCUAUUUAGUAUUUAAUAAUACUUGUUAUGAGAUGAAACAAGGCUAAUAAGGGUCUGGUUUUAUUGAGAAACAUCUGUAGUCUUUUUCUUAAACUGGCUUAGCAGUAAGAGCUGUAUAUGUGUUUCACUGAGGGAUUCAUUGUAGGCCUGUAAAUUAUCUAAAUGUUCUUUCUUAGUCCCCUUGGCAGCAGAACAAAUGGACGUAGCUCUGUUACGAGGCUGUUAGGAGGAGGGGCUGCUGGUCUGUGGCAGCAUUCCUGAGUCCUGCUCUUUAAUUGAGCUGGUUUAGUUAUGGUCAUGUUUCUUUUAACUUAUCAGCAAGUGGAUUACUCAGCAUGUUUUACGAAUGUAAUACCCAAGGACUUGAGCCCUAUUCCUUUCUAGCCCAGACCUCAAACUGCCCCUACCAGCCUUGGUAGUAAGUUGUACCUUUAUUUGAAGAUAUUUUGGAUAGCAAUGGAGAACUGAAGGCUAGCUGCUAAAGAUUGGUUUGUUUGCAUUGAAAAUGUUUACACUGGCUCCCUUGUUGGUUAUACCAUAAACCAUUUGUUUGCACUGAAAAUGUCUACAGCAAACUAGACAGUUUCGGUAUCAGGCCCUAUAUUUAAGACCAAAAACAAUGAGAAGUAUUUCUAAAUCUUAAAGAUAUAAUACCUCUGGCUGAAAACUCGUUAAUCAUCAUCUGUAUAUUUUUUUUCUUUCUGUCUUUACAUAACUCUGUAAUUAAGUAUGCAUUAGAUAUUUGCUACUUCUCGAUUAAUGAAGCCUAAAAUAUGCUAUAUAUUUUUCUGUUUCUUGCUUGGUUUGCUUCGAUUAUAAUUAUGUCUGCUUUUUACUUAAGGAAUUUUUGCAUAGAUAAUACUCUUGUUACUAACUUGUAACUAGGAUGCGUUAUAAGGUUUUUUUUGGUAAUUAUUAGAAUUUGUAAUAACUUUUAGACAUAGAUUUCAUUUGAAAAAGCCGCUUGAAAAUUGCAGCAAAUAUGAUAGCUCUAGUGAUAUACACAUUUUUUUUUCUGGGAAUAUACAACCUUACUAUUUAAUUGUUAUAAAGAUUUUGGAAGUCUUUCAAAAUACAUUUAACAUUUUGAGAACACAUCUCCUAAUUUAUUUCUGUAAGGCUGAAUGAAGAACUUUGUCUUAUUUAUAAAAUGUGGGACUUGGUAAUUUAUAAAUCAGUGUUAUUCAGAUUUAUCAGCAAUUAAAAUAGCAAUUUAGUAU
Molecule: messenger RNA, 6443 nt
Organism: Mustela lutreola (European mink)
Lineage: Eukaryota; Metazoa; Chordata; Mammalia; Carnivora; Mustelidae
Gene: TLCD4
Product: TLC domain containing 4
Exons: 8
Coding region: 398-1189 (263 amino acids)
Biological process (GO): lipid homeostasis
Cellular component (GO): membrane; endoplasmic reticulum
Source: RefSeq, a predicted model, not a curated record